GUCGCACCGCGUCAGAGAUGCAAACAAUGGGCUCUGAACAAUCUGAUUCCUUCGCCGAACCGGAUCUCCAACUUUUGCAAAUACUUGGUCGCCCUUUCCAAGUCGAUUGGCCAGGACAAAGAUGUCACCGCACAAUCAGCAAGGAAUCGCGUGCCCUCGGCAAGGCGACGCCGGCUACACAUACUCUUCAUUCUCAACGACUUGCUCUAUCACGUCAAGUAUCGAAACCGCGAUGACGGCUUUGCCCAGAAGCUAGAGCCCGCAUUGCCUGCUUUGUUCAAGAGCGCUGCCGCCUUCAACAAUUGCCCCAAACACAUUCGAAAACUACGAGACCUGGUCAGCCUGUGGGAAGAGAACCAGUACUUUCUCCAGGGACACAUUCACGAGCUCCGAACAGCAGUGGAAACGCCAGUCGAGGAGGACGCAGCUAAGGACGCCGAGCAGACUGUCGCCUCAGACGCUUCUGCGGCUAAGCUGGCAAAAUCAGCCCCAUUCAUCAUGCCAGCAAUGCACGGAGACCCUUCGGUGCCGUGGUACGACCUUCCUGCAGGCACUUGGCUUCCACAUCUCCAAAAGAACUCGACCAAGUCGAUAAACCCGUCGGUAAUCAAGCCGCUGGAGUUGGUCAAGGGACCAGCGGAACCGAACCUAGUGGAAGCAGUCAAGAGCCUCCUUCUCGAUAUCGACAAGAUCUACUCUAAUGAAGCGGACUUUGGCGAGACGCCACGAGACAUUGGUCAGAUGGGAGAGAUGGUCGAGAUCGACGAAAUCACGGGCGAUAUCAUUGGAGGUGACACCUACUAUGGCUGGUCUCGGCAGUUUUGCAAUAACAUGAAGGCGCGGAAGCGGAACGGUGGGCGACAGAACGAGCGGGAUGAUAGUAGAGGAAGAAGACAGACGCGAUCAUCGCGUUCGUACAGCCGGUCACGCAGUCGAUCUCGCAGUCGUAGUGGACGCCGCCGCGGCCACAGUGUGUCGAGCAGGAGCUCAGAUCGGCCUGCUUUCAAACGCCAGCGAGUCUCGGAAUCACCACGCAGCGGUAGAAGUCGGUCUAGACGUCGACGCAGAGAUGCGAGCAUGAGCAGGAGCAGGAGCGGGAGCAGAAACAGAUCUAGAUCCUACACUGAUCAAUCACGGUCACGAUCAAGAUCAAGAUCACACUCCAGCCGGGGCGCUCGUUCAAGAAGACAUCGCAGCCGGAGUUACUCCCGAUCCCGGUCCAGAUCAAGGUCUCGUUCUCGUUCUCGAUCCCUCUCCAGAUCCCGUAGCCACAGCGGCCGAAGCAGAAGCCCAAUAGGAAGCUUCCCCAAAAGCCCAAGCUACUUCCCACCACCGUCCAGAGAUCGGAUAUCACAACCUGGCCAUCAAGCUUAUCCAAGUCAACCACCGCCGCCACUGCAAACCCAGCCGGUUUAUGCACCGCCCACUGGCAACUUUCCCGGCGGAUAUCUUCCGCCGAACUACCUAGGGGCAGGAUUACCGAUGCCGCUCCCGCCACCGCCGAAUUACACCGGGCCUUGGCCUCCUGCGCCUCCGCCACCGGGUGGUAUACCUCAGGGGUUUUUCUCUGGGAUUCCGCCGCCUCCUCCUCCUCCUCCUCCUCCGGGAAUGGGGAUGGGAUUUCAGGGGGGUUGGGCUGGGAGGGGGGGUCAUGGAGUGCCGCCUCCUCUUUCGCCGCCGACGGGGCCGCAGGAGGGGUAUCAGGGUGGGUGGCAGCAGGGACGUGGGGGAAAUAAUGGGGGGUAUAAUGGUAGGGGUGGUGGGAGGGGAGGUGGUAAUAGGGGGGGCUAUGGACAGAAGAGGUGGUGA
Molecule: messenger RNA, 1809 nt
Organism: Podospora anserina S mat+
Lineage: Eukaryota; Fungi; Ascomycota; Sordariomycetes; Sordariales; Podosporaceae
Exons: 1
Biological process (GO): intracellular calcium ion homeostasis
Cellular component (GO): perinuclear region of cytoplasm
Source: RefSeq, a predicted model, not a curated record